CGGCGGCUGCAGGCGGGCGGCGGGCAGCGGCGCGGCGCCUGACCGCAGGGCUCCGCUCCGCUCCGCUCCCGAGGAUGCUGCGGGGCGAUGCCCGGCGACAGGGAGGACGAGAUCUGCCAGAAAGCGCUGCAGCUGCUGGCCGAGCUGUGCUCCGUCGGGGCGGUGGAGAACGAGAACUGCCGCGAUUUCAUCUACUACCUGCGGGACAGAGCCCGGCCCCGCCUCAGCGACUCAGAUAUCUCAAUAAGCUUGCUCUCCUUAGUUGUCACAGCCUGUGGUCUUGCUCUGUUUGGUGUCUCUCUGUUCGUCUCCUGGAAGCUGUGUUGGAUCCCUUGGCGAGAGCGUGGUCUGCCGUUUGGGAACAAAGACAACAAGCAGGAAUCGCUGAACUACACAGACACAGAGACCAAUGACCGUGACUACAGUGAGGAUUAUCUGGGUCAGCCUACAGCCUAUCCAGAGUCCUCCAUGAAGAUCAGCCACACCUCCCCUGAUAUUCCGUUAGACACCCAGGCGGGAACGAAGGAGAACUGCGUCCACAAUGCGCGAAUGCAUCGGCAGAUCACUGAACCAACCUCUUCUGCUCGGCACAAUUCGAUCCGAAGACAGCUCAACCUCUCCAACCCGGACUUCAACAUCCAGCAGGUUCAGAAACAGGAGCAGCUGACGGGGAUCGGCCGCAUUAAGCCAGAGCUGUACAAGCAAAGAUCAGUGGACACGGACGAUGGCCGGAGGAGUAACAGCAAGGCGUGUGGAAAACUGAACUUUAUUCUCAAAUAUGAUUGUGAUUUAGAGCAGCUGAUAGUGAAGAUUCACAAGGCCAUCAACCUGCCAGCAAAGGACUUCUCCGGAACUUCAGAUCCGUACGUGAAGAUAUAUCUGCUUCCUGACAGGAAAACAAAACACCAGACUAAAGUGCACAGAAAGACCCUAAAUCCAGUAUUUGAUGAAGUUUUUUUAUUUACUGUUCCAUACAAUGAUCUGAACACAAGGAAACUCCAUUUCUCUGUAUAUGACUUUGACAGAUUCUCCAGGCAUGACUUGAUUGGCCAAGUGGUAGUGGAUAAUUUUUUAGAUUUGGCAGAUUUUCCCAGGGAAUGUAAUAUUUGGAAGGAUAUUGAAUAUGUCACCAAUGAUAACGUGGAUCUUGGUGACCUUAUGUUUUCCCUCUGCUACCUUCCAACAGCUGGUAGACUAACUAUUACAAUAAUAAAGGCAAGAAAUUUAAAAGCAAUGGAUAUCACAGGAGCAUCAGAUCCCUACGUGAAGGUUUCUUUAAUGUGUGAAGGAAGGCGACUAAAGAAAAGAAAAACUUCCACCAAGAGGAAUACCCUUAAUCCCGUUUACAAUGAAGCCAUAGUCUUUGACGUCCCUCCAGAAAACAUUGACCAAAUUAACUUGUCGAUAGCUGUUAUGGAUUAUGACCGUGUAGGUCACAAUGAGGUCAUUGGAGUAUGUCAAGUAGGCAACGAUGCAGAAAGUCUAGGUCGUGACCACUGGAACGAAAUGCUCUCAUAUCCUCGGAAACCCAUUGCUCACUGGCAUCCUCUUGUAGAGGGCCCUAUUCAGCAGGAAUGUUAUGCAGGUCUUCUGCGCUUGGAUGGCUGCCGAAGAGGCUUCCUCACCCUUUUAACCUAUUCAGCAGAAAUUUGGCAUUCCUGUUGAACUCUUUCUUAGCCAUAUCCUCAGGGGCUAUUCCACAGAGUCCAGUGGGGUAAAGACGUCCUUUUAAUCCCUCUGUCUAAUCCUCUCCCCAAUACAGGGAACACUAAUCCUGAUUCAUGAGACACAAAAAUUCAUCAGAGGUCUAACUAAAUUGCUUCCUAAGAGUUACCACAACUUACUUCCAUUGUUGUUCUCACUGCCUAAAGUCAGGCAGUAAUCCCAGUCAAAAGAAACUAUCACGUUUAUGAACAGCCACAGUGUUAUCCCCAGUGCUGAAGGACAGGAAAGACCAUAGUAUCCAUAUCAAGCCAAGAAUGAUGCUGUAAGCACCUCAUACGUGGAGGCAGCCUCUCUGAGUGUACUUUAUGCAUCAGAGUGAGGCCGUGUUACCAGAGGUGCAGCUGAAGAUUUACCUGCCUGGUUGUGAGUGCUGACCCCAGGCGGUUCCAUAAACAAUUUUCAGGCAGUAGGAAGAUGCUACAAACUGGGAAGAAUGCCACAGUCUCGCCCUGUGUCCAUAAGCAAUUGCAUUUCCCGGUGCCUGGGGACCACGGCGGCGCAGUUUCAGCAGAGUCGCAGUGGGAAGGCACCGUCCCUUUGCACAGCACGGGGGCUGCCAACGUGCAACUGUCUGGGAAAGAAGAUGGAGCAAAGUGGGGAAGCUCUGCCUGUGUGUUUGUGCCUUCAGUGACAAGCUAGAUGUGAGCUGAAGUGCCAUGUCUGAAAUGCCGACCUGGGCAUUUGGGAGCUGGGUUUGGAAAACACCUCACCAAGCUUCCAGCUGUAGCCAAGCAUUGAUAGGAAUGGCUUGAAACAGCACACAAGGAGUAGUUAUGCAGUAGUUCCUGCCCAGAAUAGGAGAAGUGUCUCUUAUCAAAAGUUCUGUACAUCAUUAUAUCCAACGUGUCUUCCCUCUUUGAUAAAUUUCAUUGCAGCCAGAGCCCACAAUUAGGUUUUGACAGUUCUUCCCUUUUUACAGGCAUCCUGUUCUUUUCAUACAUGCCUGGCUAACUUCUUUAGAUUUCAUUACUGUGGAUUGCUUUUCGUGUCACUGAGCUAAACAGAGACAUAUUUUUUUCCUUCCCAGGAAUCAAGUGGGGGAGGGUGUCCAGCGCAUCCAGGCUGUGCAGAGAAAUAUAUACACAGCAUAUCAUUUUGGUUCCUGAAUCAGGAUUAGACUCAGCGAGAGCUUCUGGAACCUCUGUGGCCACAGCCAUAGGACCCUGAAUAUUUGCUGAAUAGGACCCUCAGUCUUCUACUGUGUGAAGAGCUAUUGGUUUCAAGUAGCGUAAUGUUAUCCACUUGUAGCAUUAAUUCUCCAGCUGACACUAUUGCUACUGAUAGAUUAUUUGUAUGGUCGUAAGCAUUACCCAAAUUCAAGUCAUCAUUUCUGUUCAUUAGAAUAACCCAGGUUUUACAAGCAAAAUGGUAGCAAUGGAAACCAACAAGUAUGGGAAGCAGCAACAAACGUAGUCCUUGUAUUUGCAAAAAAGGUGCAGUAUUGUGAAUGGAUAGCUUUCUAAAUAACAUUUUUCAAGAAUGGUUGUCAUCAGACAUUUAUUUGUUGAUGACAAGUUGCGUCCUCAGUCUCAGUUGGUGCCUCCUUUCACCUACAUGAAAACAAAUUAAUAUGGUUGCUUGAAGAAAUCCUUCAAAUCUGAAAAACUGUAAAAAAAGUUCUGUUGGGUGCGAACAAGAUGCAUAUGGUAUUUGUAAUGACAGUAUGUUCUUUCAGAAAGAAGAUAACCAUCUGUAUAACAUGGAGGUUGUUAGUCCUCAACCUUUGUAGAUGAUAUUCCAGUCAAUGUUUCUUAGUUGUGUCCACAACACUGCAAAAUGUUGGAAGCAUGUCACAGGCGGCAAUGCUUGAUCAUACAAACAAGCACACACACGUUUGCCUGGGCACAAACACACCCUUUGUCAUUUUAAAAUGCUGUUCCAAAUAUAUAGUGCCUGUGAAGACUUCCUUUACUAUUUGUGGUAGAAUUAGCAGGGCUGUUUUACAUGAUGGUAUAUUGUAAAUUCUGACAAAUUCUGACCAUUAAAAGAAAAUAAAUCAAAGCGCUGGACUCUUUCACGCAAUAAAAUCUAUGCCCCAAACCAAGAGACCCUGAGAUAAUUUUUUACCACUUAUUUAGCCAUGCAUGGAGUUCUCUCUUCCUCCAAAUUUUUCUAGAGAGAAUUUGAUUCAAGUUUUUACAUAAGAUUUUCUGUUUAAAAAAUGCAAACACAAAGUAUGGGUAUUUUAUACGGUACAAUUGUCUGCUAUUUACUUACAGAUAGGGAGCCCUGGUCUUUAAAUAUAGUUCAGAUAAGCUUAUGUGCACACACAUUGCUUCAUGUCUUGUAUGUGUUGAAUGGUCACCAAGUGUUUUGGAUUUGCAACUUCGCUGACACAGAUAUGCAUGCAUGGAUUGAAGAAAUAUUUAAAAUUCUUACCCCAAAUCUGAAAAAUUAGUUUUAUAACCUAUCAAUGAGGAUCUUUCAGAAAAUAAGGAUUGUUAGUGGAUAAAGCACAGCUUGGCACUUGCAGGAAAUCUUGAAUUUGUUGUGUGUUCUGCAGCUAUAAAGCAGAAGCCCUGUAAGUACAGUGGUUUUCAAAAAUCUCGUGCCAUGCUGUGGAGAAUACUGUGAGCAAGGGUGCUUCUGGCAAACUGAACACUUCAAAACCUGCCCAAGCACAGUUUCAGAUGAGUAACAAUUGGGCAUUUAAAAAAAAAAAAAAAAAGAAAAACAGACACGAAGUUGCCACAGCAAAAUUAUUUCACUGCUCUUUCAGCUGAAGCUUUGUAUCAGCAGACCAGUGGUGCGAUCCAUUGUGUGUAUCUGCUCCUGCAUGAUCCUCACCUCAGGCAAAGUCCUGCACUCUUUACCCAGGCUCAUGUCCCAGGAGUCAAUAUGGGGAGAUGGGCAUGAGCAAAGGAGGAGGAGCUCUUGCUUUGGGGCGGAGUUCUUUGAUUUCCUGGACAAAUCUUUAUACACACACCCCUGCCUGGAACGCAGAGCCGGCAGCUUUGCCACUGCAACAUUAGCAAAAGAGAGUUCUGUGAAAACACCAUCACAGCAGUGCAGGAGACUUUCUAGGAUUUGUCCCUAGCAAUUCAGAGGGGCAUCAAACAAAAAGUGGUAUCAUUAUAGUUGCCAGUGGGUUGGGGUUCUUUUAUUUUAUUACCAUACUCAGUUUAUUUAAUGCUCAAGGGUCUGGCAUCAAAAGAAUUAUUUUGAAUGCAGUUCUACCAAAAAACAAGAAAGAAAUCUCUGUGACAGUGAGCAUUUUAAGUGGAAUCCAGCAUACCUCAAAGGCUUAGGGAUGAGGAAAACCCCCUAAAUUUAUUAUAUUCUUCUAAUUUUUGCUGUCUCAUGACUUGCAAAGUGUUACUCAGGCUGUGGCAUUACUAUGUGCUUUUUACAAAUAUCUGCCUUAUCAUAGUAGUGCAUCUAUGGAAUGAUAGCUAUUUUCUAUAUUUGGAUACUUCACUCUUCACCCUUAUACUCCACUUAACCACUGAUAUUCCCUAGACCUGAAAUAUUUUCAUGUUAUGGUUCUGGUCUGCCAGUAGACUGCUGCUGUCUUUGGACUGUAUUACAAUAAUACAACAGCCACUGGAAGAAAUAGAGGAUAGUUACACUGGAAACUCAGAGCAAACUAUGGUCCCUAUACUGUUCAGUCUUUCUUUUCUGAACUCUGAUUCUCAGAGGUAAAUUAGUAGUAGACUCACAAGAAUUAUUUCAAAGCUAAAACCCUCAUUUGUUUUCUUAUUUGCUGUGAAUGCAUAAUUAGGCUGUAUGAAAUGUAUCUUAACCCUGAAGCAGAAGAGGAGAUCCCUUAGAAGUGCAUCUCAGUAGGAUUUUAAUCCCAUUUCACUCAUUUUAACAACGUGCUAUUAAAUUUUAGUUUUUAACUUCUAGUUUUCCAUAACAAGCCACCGUGUCAGAUGUUGUUUUAUGAAAAAGCAGCGAGUGCCAAUGGAAAAGCCUUCCAAGUUACUGACACUGAGGCCAAGUACAAUGGACAGUUGUGUGAUAUUCCCAUGAAAAGACUCUCCCAGCACAACUCUUCUGCAGUUGAGUGCUGAAAUAUUUCUUUGUGUGUUUCCACUGAAAUCACAAGACAUUAAAAGCGUUCCUGCUCUCUUUAGUUUCACUUUUCCCUGUCAGUAAUCUUGGCAGCGGUGGGGAGUACCAGAACAGAAAGACAACAUGUAGUAUAAAAGACCCAGUGCUCAAGCUGUUCUUACCAGCCAUUGCACACCUCAGCUUUCUAUGCCAGCAGAUCCACAAAACACCAAAGCAGUACGUUUGACAAACUUGUUUCUUAGAAGUCCAGUUUUACUAGUGGUAGUGGAAAACUCCUGGUUCAGUCCAAAAUGAAACAGCAAAGGGCAAUGCAAAAGCAUGAAAAAGAAGAGGUUAUUUUAGUCCACCCUUUUUGGUUUGAGAGGGUGGUUGUUAGGGGGUUUUUGGUUGUUUUUGUUCUUUGGUUUGGCUUGGUUUCCUUUAUAUGUUUUUAAACGAGCAAACAUGAUAUGUAGCUAUAUUAUCAUGAGCACCCAAAGUCAGCGACAUAAAGAGACAUGUUUACAUGCUUAUCACCUGGCAACGUUCGAGCACGGUGGGGAAAUAUCUGCAGUCAAAAAAAAAAAGUUGCUGCAAACUCCCUUUCAGUUUAAAAGUAGCAAACGGUAAAUGGGGACUGGGAAAUUUAGUUGAAAAGUCUGGUUUACCCAGGUAGAAAUCGAUCUGAAAUUACUGUUGAUGCAUUUUGUUUGAACAGAAGUAAAAAAAAUUAGAUCAGGUGACUCCAUCCGAAGUGUCAUCAAUUAAAUGCUUUUUUCCCUUUAGAACAGUGCAUUGUAAUGUGAUUGCAUCUCAGUAUCAAGUGAGAAAACAAUGGCUUUCUUAUCUAGAAGAAAAAAACCAUGUAGAGAAAGUAAUCCACAAUAGUGUAGAACUUAAUAGAAGCCCCCUGUGCUGGGACAGACUUUGCAACAGCAUCACCUUGGAUCUUGUUGCAGUUAAUGGCAAGCCUCUCUCGCAGCCAUAAUUCUGUCCUGAAGUGACAGCCUUGCAGUAGGUGAACCCAGCUGUGCGAGGUGUGAGUUGUAUUUUCGUGGCACUGCACAUUCAAGGCUGAGCGGUUCCAAGAGUCAUGUUUAGAGCUUAAUUUCUAAUAGAGUGGGUUGGGCAAGGAACUACAGCUGGAAGUUCUCCAGGGUCCUCCAGUUCUCUGAGAGGACCUCCAUCUCCUUGAAGGUCCAUUAGGCGCACUAAUCCGGACGGCAGUGGAGGGCACCACCCAGGAAAGGUUUCGUCUGCGCGCCGAAGGCAGCACACGUGGCACAGAGGGGAAGAUGACCUGAGGACUUGUAAGCAUCUGGGCUGUUCAUUUGUUCCUUUGUUUUGUCUGGGGUUUUUAGUUCCUCCUUCUUUUGCUCAGACGUAGACAUUGUAAAACUGGAAUGUUUGACUCAGUUGCAUGCUGGCCAGCUGUCAUUUUUAAUACCCAUUGCAAAGGUGCGUGAAGAGAGGUGUGUUGUUUUGGUAUACUUUUGGUUUUAAUAACACAUGAACAUUGUACUAUACUUUAUUAUUUCUUGUUCAGUAAAUAGUCCUGGUAUCUCUAUGUUUCAUGUCUAAUUUUGGAGAGUAGAGCCAUACCUGUAUCAAGGCUCUCUCAAUUAGGUGGGCAUUUUGUUCGUUUAGUAGAAAUAAUGCAUGAUUCCUUUCGCAGUGAUGGUUUGAGGGACAAAAAAAAAAAUCUUAAUUUUGUAAUACGUAUUACAAUCUUCUAAACACAAGUAAAAAUGUACUGUGAUUUAUUUAUAUAAAUCUAGUCUGAACAAAUAAGUUUUGAUCUUAAUAAAAACUCUGUAAGAAAUUGUGCAAUUGUAAUUUAUUACUAUUUUGUAUUUAAUAUAUUAAAGUUCAGUUCAUUAUUGAGAAAACCAACUGGAA
Pseudopipra pipra is the source of this 7620-nucleotide messenger RNA. Its product is annotated as synaptotagmin-9. NCBI's taxonomy places the organism in Eukaryota, Metazoa, Chordata, Aves, Passeriformes, Pipridae. Gene Ontology annotation, biological process: cellular response to calcium ion; calcium-ion regulated exocytosis; regulation of calcium ion-dependent exocytosis. Bases 88 to 1665 code for a protein of 525 amino acids. Gene Ontology annotation, molecular function: SNARE binding; calcium-dependent phospholipid binding; phosphatidylserine binding. The record is from RefSeq and is a predicted model, not a curated record. The transcript has 7 exons. Gene Ontology annotation, cellular component: plasma membrane; dense core granule; exocytic vesicle.